Messenger RNA from Sardina pilchardus (European sardine), 654 nucleotides. Its product is annotated as olfactory receptor 10S1-like. Bases 1 to 654 code for a protein of 217 amino acids. Lineage: Eukaryota; Metazoa; Chordata; Actinopteri; Clupeiformes; Clupeidae. The record is from RefSeq and is a predicted model, not a curated record. The transcript has 5 exons. Gene Ontology annotation, biological process: G protein-coupled receptor signaling pathway; detection of chemical stimulus involved in sensory perception of smell. Gene Ontology annotation, molecular function: odorant binding; G protein-coupled receptor activity; olfactory receptor activity. Gene Ontology annotation, cellular component: membrane.
AUGACUAAGCUUUCUACACAAUCACACACAAUCUCUUUGGUCAACUGUUUGCUUCAGAUAUAUUGUUUACACACUUUUGGUAUUGUUGAACUCAUGAUACUUGCUAUAAUGGGAUAUGAUAGAUAUGCAGCAAUAUGUACCCCCUUACAUUAUCAUGCCAAAAUGUGUCCAAGAAAAGUUAAAAUUCUCAUUGCAAUUCUGAGGAUCUGUUUACAUGCAUCCAAAGAAUGUCAAAAGAAAGCGCUUCAAACGUGCUUACCACAUUUGUUGAUUGUUAUAAACUAUUUUUUUGGCGCUUGUUUUGAGCUGAUCCAAAUAUAUUGUUUACACACUUGGGGUACUAUUGAACUGAUGAUCCUUGCUACGAUGGGAUAUGACCGGUAUAUUGCCAUAUGCACCCCAUUACACUAUCAUGAAAAUAUGUCUCCAAGGAAGAUUCUGAGAGUCUGCAUGCAUGCAUCCACGGAGUGUCGAAAGAAAGCCAUUCAAACAUGUGCACCACAUUUGUUUACAUUUAUAAACUAUUUUUUUGGUGCUUUUUUUGAAUUCAUCUAUACUCGUUUUAGAAACACCCAGCAGGAUCUGCGCAACAGAGUAGUUGGACACAAGAUACUGUCCGAGAAGUUGCAGCUUUAUUCAGUAAUCCGCAGUUGA